Mycena citricolor is the source of this 2173-nucleotide messenger RNA. The record is from the annotation of a GenBank genome assembly. Lineage: Eukaryota; Fungi; Basidiomycota; Agaricomycetes; Agaricales; Mycenaceae.
GGCAAAGUUGCCGGUUUGAAACCCGCACCAGACGAAGACUGCCGUGAACGAGAUCGCAUCGCUGCCGACGUAGAGUGGUCAUUCACGGACUCUGCAGGGAAUGGCGUCGGAUAGACUUGCAUGUAUCCAGUCAUGAAGCAGAAUGCGGCUAGUGGGCCCGUGGCUUGCGACGGAUCGACUUCCGUGUCGAGAUGCUCCCAUAACGUGCGUCGCGACGUUUUCGUGGCGACCGUUUCCGCGUCAACAUCCGAGUUGAGAGGCAGACCGGCCUCGGGGUUUGGCGCAGCAGACAUGGGUGGACUCGUGAAGGGGGAAAAGGUGAGAUGGAGACAAGCGGAAGAACAGUUGGUACAUAUUGACAAGCUACGAUUCGGAGGAGCGAAGCCGAGCCCACACGCUGGGCUGUCAAUCCUCGAUGACAGGCACUGCCACGGAUUUGACAUCUUGUAACUUUUUCAUCCAUGCCUCGAGCAACGACCGACAAGUUCCACCGCGCGCACCAGCCAUCCGCAAAAGCCUCGUCAUCAUCUUCCAAGGAUGCGGGCUCAUCUUCCUCGGCCGCCCGCAACCCGAUCUUCAAGACGGAGCAAUUUGGCCAACAUAUUCUCAAAAAUCCGCUCGUAGCUCAAGGGAUUGUGGACAAGGCUGGGAUCAAGCCGACCGACCGAGUCCUCGAAGUUGGACCUGGGACGGGUAAUCUGACCAUGAGGAUCCUGGAACAGGCAAAACACGUGACCGCCGUCGAAUUCGAUCCACGCAUGGCGGCCGAAUUGACGAAACGAGUGCAGGGAAAGCCGGAGCAGCGCAAGCUCGAGAUCAUCAUCGGAGACGCAGUCAAAGCGGACUGGCCGUAUUUCGACAUCUGCAUAUCCAACACGCCGUACCAGAUCUCAUCACCAUUGAUAUUCCGACUACUCUCACAUCGGCCGUUGCCCCGCGUCUGCAUCCUCAUGUUCCAGCGCGAGUUUGCGCUCCGACUGGUCGCGCAGCCGGGGUCUGACCUGUGGUCACGACUAUCCGCGAAUGUGCAGAUGUACGCCAAAGUCGACCACAUCAUGAACGUCGGCAAAAACAACUUCCGGCCGGCGCCCAAGGUCGAGAGCAGCGUUGUGCGUGUUGCGCUGCGCGAUCCGCCGCCCCCGGUCAAGUUCGAGGAGUUCGACGGGCUCAAUCGCAUCAUCUUCAGUCGGCGGAACAAGACCGUCCACGGCAACUUCAUGGCGAAGGGCGUGAUCGAGAUGCUGGAAAAGAACUGGCGGACGUGGUGCGCUGAGACCGACAAGAUGGUCGAGGACGAUGUGAAUAUGAAAGCAAGGAUAGAGAAUACUCUCACGGAGUCGAGCUAUACCGACAAAAGAGCAGCCAAGAUGGACAUCGACGAUCUGCUCAAACUGCUGGCCGCCUUCCAUGACAUCGGUGUCCACUUUGCAUGAUAUAUUACGGGGCGUUACUUCUCUGGGGGUACAUUGAGCUGCUGGGACUGCAACCAAGCAAGUGGGAGACGACGUACUGCCCAUCUUGAGCCACUUGGGUAUCUUCUUCUCGAUGCUCGCCGCUGCCUUGGAUGCGGAGGCCGCGAGGUUGGCUGAAGUGGUGUUGGUGGUGCUGGCUUGGGCUGGCGGGGGAGCGGGCAGGUCGAUGGCAUGUUGCAUGAUUUCGGGUGCCAGAGGUGCCGCAACCGAUAUCCCUAAUCGUUCGCUUGAGUCUCAUACAGUUGGUGUCGUGCAUGUGAAUAGUAGCGCACCAUUCAAUGCCCGAGCCUCCGACUCGUGAUCUGCAUCCUCGAAUCGCAGAAGGAGCACGGACGCCGGCGCGAGCUGGAGGUCGGCCAGCGUCAGAUCGCGGACCUUCACAUCGGAAACUUUGAGAUCGCGUUUCGGGGGCUGGUCUGCAUCGCACAGCGCGUCAGAAACACCCGCUUUUGGGGAACAGAGAGCGUACCGUACAUAGCACGAAUUUGAACGGCUUGACGUCCUCGCGGAGGGAUCCGCGCACGAAGGCGUAGACAGCGCGUAUCUUGCUGCUGGAGGGGAACACCUUCUCGAGCUGCGUGCGGUCGGUGAACCGGAUCCGGAUCGUCGUCUGCCGAUGCACAACGGAGCGCUCAGCAUCGAGACACGAGCACGCGGUAACGAUUGUAGAAGCUCACCGAGGGCCACCGCUCCCGCUUCGC